AUGAGCAUGGACACCCGUAUGGUGAAUUUUGGUUUUACGCGUGCUGCUCUCCUGUGCGGUCUUUUAUUAUUGCUAACUGCCGUGUGUCCGCUGCAUGUGACUGCUGCUGAUGGUGAUAAUGGACGUGUGAUUGUUAAUGUGAAGGAGUAUUUCUCCAUGCCUAAUUAUGCAUUUAUUCGAAGAAGAAAGUAUAUGGUUGAUCACGAAAGCACCAAUCGUUACUGCGUGUAUUUUGGUGCCGAAGUUGCUGCCGAUCAAACGGAGGCGGCACACCAAAGUUUGCAGGAUGCUAUGAAGCGUGUAAUUACGGGUUCGGAUGCUUUCAGCUACCUUGGUGGAGAUGCUGUGUACAGUAGUGGCGAAGCAAUUGAAGCUGAUAAGCGUUGUAAGCCUGGAGACGCGGCAUCUUCCCGCUAUUGUGUGUAUCGUUGGAAUAAGGGAUUGUUUGCAAAGGCUUUGCCUGAUGGUCACGGGGUGGCGUUCUGGCAUGGUUCAUAUGUCAAAUACGACGGUGCGGCCUCAAUGAAUGGUUACCCAUCCUUUUGGGGUAGUGAAUAUCCCAAGCGUGGUCAGUUGUAUACCCUUUCAUGGUAUCAUACAGGAGAUAAUUCGACUACCUGGUAUGAUGCUGAUGGGGUGUCAGGCACUAUUCGUUGGACAAGUCGAAACUUUGACACGAAGUCUCAGGAUUACGUUAUUGUUUGUGAAGUUCAAAGAUAUGUUACUGUGGCAGCUGAUAACUACACAACAACUACCACUACAACUACAGCUGCACCUGCCUCAGGCGAAGUACCGGAACCAACUGUAACAAAGGAUGAAGAAGUUACUGUGACAACUGUGUCAUUGGAAGAGAGAAGUAAUUGGCACAUUAUUCUCAUAGCUCUAAUUUCUGUUGUUUCCCUCAUUGUGUUGCUGCUUUUCCUUUUACGUUGGUUCUGUGAUUAUGAUGUUAAAAAGGAGAUCAUUCCCAUGACGCUGCGUGAAGUUGUUGGAGAGCCGUUGUUUGUCCUGGAGCCAACACCUUUUGUUCCCCCAGAGGGUUUUGCUGCUCCUCCCUUAGCCCUGCAAUAUUAUAACCAAAUGAGAACCAGUGAAUAA
Trypanosoma brucei brucei TREU927 is the source of this 1098-nucleotide messenger RNA. RefSeq lists its product as hypothetical. NCBI's taxonomy places the organism in Eukaryota, Euglenozoa, Kinetoplastea, Trypanosomatida, Trypanosomatidae. The record is from RefSeq and is a predicted model, not a curated record. The transcript has a single exon. The coding region runs from base 1 to 1098 and encodes 365 amino acids.